AUGCCUACCGAUCCGUCCUUCGCUUCCUUCCACAGCAACUUUUUUUCCUAUAAUACAAUGACUGUUGACAAGACAAACAACUACGGUUUCGGCACCCACGCCAUCCACGCCGGCGCCCCAAUUGACCCCACCACUGGUGCUGUCAUUGAGCCAAUCUCUCUUUCUACCACAUUCGCUCAAAGUGAACCAUCCAAGCCUCUUGGUAUUUACGAGUACUCUCGUUCUGCCAACCCAAACAGAGACAACUUUGAGUUGGCUGUUGCCACUUUGGAGAAGGCCCGUUACGCCCUUGCCUUGUCUUCUGGUUCUGCUACCACCGCUUUGAUUGUCCAAUCCUUGAAGAUCGGAUCGCACAUUGUCAGUGGCGGUGAUGUCUACGGUGGUACCCACAGAUACUUCACCCAGGUCGGAAACACCCACGGUGUUGAGACCACCUUCGUCAAGGACUUGGCCCAAGACUUGGAGGGUGCUUUGAGACCAGAGACUGCCCUUGUGUGGUUGGAGACUCCUUCCAACCCAACCUUGUCUGUCACCGACAUCAGCCGUGUUGCCGAGAUCAUCAAGCAAUGGAACGAGAAGAACGGUUCUUCUGUCAUCUUGGCCGUCGACAACACCUUCUUGUCCCCAUACAUCCUGAACCCAUUGAGCCACGGUGCCGAUGUGGUUGUUCACUCUAUCACCAAGUACAUCAACGGACACUCCGACGUUGUUGGUGGUGUUUUGGCCACCAACUCCGACGAGUUGCAUGACAGAUUCCGUUUCUUGCAGAACGCCAUUGGUUCCGUUCCUGCCCCAUUCGACUCUUGGUUGGCCCACAGAGGUUUGAAGACCUUGCACUUGCGUGUGAGACAGGCUUCUACCUCUGCUCAGAAGAUCGCUGAGUACUUGUCCCAGCACGAGGCUGUUCUCGCUGUCAACUACCCUGGUCUCAAGUCCCACGCCAACCACGCUGUGGUUGUCAAGCAACACAGAGAUGGCUUGGGUGGUGGUAUGAUCUCCUUCAGAAUCAAGGGUGGUGCCGCCGCUGCCUCUGCUUUCACCUCUACCACUAAGUUGUUCACUUUGGCCGAGUCUUUGGGUGGUAUUGAGUCUUUGAUCGAGGUUCCUGCUGUGAUGACCCACGGUGGUAUUCCUAAGGCUGAGAGAGAGUCUAACGGUGUCUACGAUGACUUGAUCCGUGUCUCUGUCGGUAUCGAGGAGACCGAGGACUUGUUGGAGGACAUCAAGGAGGCUUUGGAGAAGGUUGCAAACUAA
Messenger RNA from Australozyma saopauloensis, 1254 nucleotides. It is a transcript of the gene CYS3, whose product is annotated as cystathionine gamma-lyase. Gene Ontology annotation, molecular function: carbon-sulfur lyase activity; pyridoxal phosphate binding. The transcript has a single exon. The record is from RefSeq and is a predicted model, not a curated record. Gene Ontology annotation, biological process: transsulfuration. Gene Ontology annotation, cellular component: cytoplasm. The coding region runs from base 1 to 1254 and encodes 417 amino acids. NCBI's taxonomy places the organism in Eukaryota, Fungi, Ascomycota, Pichiomycetes, Serinales, Metschnikowiaceae.